Molecule: messenger RNA, 1609 nt
Organism: Physcomitrium patens
Lineage: Eukaryota; Viridiplantae; Streptophyta; Bryopsida; Funariales; Funariaceae
Source: RefSeq, a predicted model, not a curated record
UGGCACAUUCUACGGCCAAUGAGAGAACACCGACAUGCAGCGGUUUUUGGCACUCCCCUGAAGCUCAGAUUAAUAAGGCGGGAAUUGCUGCAUUUAGCUUGCGAGAUCUGUUGUCAACUUUUGCCUACAAAACCGGAUCCAGUGGAAAAGCCAGUGAUGGGUACGCGUCAUGGAUUAGUGCAGCUUCUGUAACGAUUCCAGUGUUUCCCGUGAUUCUCGAUUGCGAAUCGAUGCAAAUUCAGUUCCUUUCGGUGGCAUUCUACCUAUUCCAACAUACUUUCCAUGUUUUAGUUGGUUCCUGAACCUGAACAGUUGGCACGGAGAUACUUCUUUAAGUUGACAAAAUGCUAUAUCGAACAAAGUGAUUUAAUAUAGCGGAGGACAGAAGCGAGGAAAGCUGUUUUUCGUAGGUAGUACGCUUUAGAAUCCCCAAGGCAAGUUCGCCAUCUCCUCGCGUGAGAUUGCUGAGGUCCGACCUGUCCGAGCAUGAAACGGUGUGGAGAGCAGCAAGGGCUUUGACGGGGUAUUGCGGUGGAUCAAACUCUGCGAGCAUUUGCUUUUCCAGGCUCCUUAGGUCGGAAGAUACAAGUGGGUCUCUCCUGGAAUGUGAGUUCUAAACCUUCUUUUUUAUUUGACUGGAUUGAAGAUCUUGUGUCAUUCGCUGCGUAUCAUUUGCAGCUCAUUCCAGUAAGCAUAUAUCAAGAUCUACUCUCAGACUGAGACUUCGAGAGUACAAAUGGCCUCACAAUUACGGAGAAAAUCAAGUAUCCCCAUUAUCGUCCAAGUGGGGCUUGCACUAGCGGUAUGUGUAAAUAUGGGUCUCCUUCAUUAUGUUGAAGGUGCAAAUUUUACUGUGGGAGCGGGUUACGUGGAGUCUAGCACUGGCAGCACUUACUGGACGAAUACAAUAGGCGGACUGUUGAGACCUGAAAUACUGUUAAGUAGUUAUCAACGCUGGACAAAUUCUGUUCUAGUUUCUGUGGGCGACACACUCAUUUUUGAGUAUGAAAGAGGCACACAUACUGUGUUCCUUGCAAGGAAUAAGACUGCCUUCACAAAGUGCGACUUCGACGGAGCAGUACAAGUCCCAGAUGGAUCUCCUACUACCUAUACCAUCAAACCAACAGAUUCGACGCUUUUCUUCGUUUGCACUCUCCCAGGACAUUGUGACAGUGGCCAGAAAGUUGAGAUCGUACCCUUAGGCACAACCCCCCAGCCACCACCUCAACCUACGCCGACAUCAAAUGCACUGCGGCAAUCACGAAUGAAACCUGCUACAGUUGUCACGCUCCUACUGACGUCUUAUCUCGUCUUCUUCGCCCAUUGCGUUUGAGAUCACCUGCUUCUUUAGAAGCAAGCACGGCAUUUCCUAUUGAAUUCAUUUGAUUCUUCAAUAUUAGGGUAACUAGCGAAGGGGAAUCAUGGCGUGCAUCAUUGUAGUCCCAGCUACUGCAUGUGUAUCAUAUAGGCUCCGAUUAACACCGUCUCCCCUUGAAUUGAAUUCGCUCAGCUCACCUAUUUGUUACAUCUGAAUGAAAGAUUUCCUCCAAUGCAUAAGUUGUGCAAUGUCAUCAAUGUCCUCGUGAACAUACGAUAUCAUAUUACCAAA